CACUCAAAUGAUAAAUCGGUCGAAACACUGGGAAAAAGAUUUUAAAAUCCUUCCUUGCUCCUUGAUAAAAUUCAUACCACAGAUUGAAAGCCGCCGAGAAAACUAAUUAAUCAAUCAUGGCUACUUCUACACAGAGUUCAGGCACCAUAAAGUACCUCUAUAUACAUUUUUCUAAGCGUGAAAUAUCGUUUUAGAGAAUAAUAUCUUCGUGUAAGUCUUUUUAAGCCUUUCGGUUUAAUGACCCUUCUGCUUUUCUGGUAAAUCCGCUUACCUUUCUGAAAACAGUGUUUUAUUCCACCCAAUUCUGCACUUCCAGCUACUGUUGAGCAGCUAACAGUAUAAUACCAUUGUACCACAGUUACACAGAAGAGAGAAAAAAUAUCAGUUCAACUCAGUUAAACGUUAGAAUUACAAACGCCAGUUUGACGAUAGAAUUUUAAAAAUUCAACCCAGUUCGACGUUAGAAUUAAAACAUCACACCGACCCUUCAUCAGGUUAAAAAAAAAUGACAGAUUCUGAAGAGAAAAAGGUUGCAGAUGCUGGAUUUGAAAAGAAACCAACUUCGAAGCGAACACACAAAAAACUGAAAUCAACCGGCAGCAUUUCAAUUGAAGAAGAGGAGGCAAAUCUGGCCCAAAUAUCUCUGGAGCAAGAGGGUCUUCUGGCAGAAGAAAAGCAGGAGCUGGACACCUUCCUGGAAACUGCAGAGGAGUUGGAGGCAUCUCAGAAUGACCAACAGAAGUUAUCAGACUCGGCCAAUCAAGAACCGAUGCGAGAUUCGAGUAGUCCCAAUCCCAUGUCAUAUGCCAAUCUAGUGUUGGAGAAGACAGAAGAGGUGGAGGCGACUUACAUCACCACUCCAGUCGAGAUACCACAGCCACUCGGAUCCACCACCGACGACGGCGAGAACUCAUGAUGGCCUCGGCAAAUUUUUAAAAACUGAAAUAGAACUGAUGUUACUGUUCUUAUGUUUUGUAUUCGAGUUAUCAGCUCUGGAUAGAGACCAAUGACUCUAGUUUUUUCUAUUAGUGUAUCUUGCCAUUUUUCAUCUUGAUGGCCGGCUGCGACAAUCAAAUUUGGAUUUCUAAAUUGUCAAACGACUUUGACUGCAAAAAUGGUUCAUCAAGCUAAGACUUCAUACUUUUAAAACAAUAGGAGAUAAAAGGCAAAAUAUUUUUUGUAGACAUUGCGUGACAUAGAAUUUUUCCAUCCAAAAUCCUAAAGGUGGUACUUUAUCAACAAAUAGGUUAACCAAGAUUCCCAGCAUUGAGCUGCGCUACUUAUAGCUACAUGGGAAACAUUCUAUGAUUUUGGGUUAUACAGUAAUAACAGUUUUUUUUGCGAUAUAUCCACUCCGAAAAAAUAAAUCAUCUUCUAACCACGAGUGAUUGUGAAUAUCCUUCUGCUCAUUGCACUUUUGCGCUUUACUUUAUAGUCAAUUUGCGCUUUCAACAAUUGUAUUGAGGAAUAUUUAUUUCUCUGUAUUACAAAACAAUGGUAUAUUGCUAGUUUAUAUUCGGAAUUGUAAAAUAAAAAUAUCUUGUUUAAUUUUACAUGACUAUUUAGUCCAAAUUAUAGAAACAAGAAACAA
Symsagittifera roscoffensis is the source of this 1591-nucleotide messenger RNA. RefSeq lists its product as uncharacterized. The transcript is spliced from 3 exons. NCBI's taxonomy places the organism in Eukaryota, Metazoa, Xenacoelomorpha, Acoela, Convolutidae. Bases 506 to 916 code for a protein of 136 amino acids. The record is from RefSeq and is a predicted model, not a curated record.